This is a messenger RNA of Cataglyphis hispanica, 8076 nucleotides long. Its product is annotated as puratrophin-1-like. NCBI's taxonomy places the organism in Eukaryota, Metazoa, Arthropoda, Insecta, Hymenoptera, Formicidae. Bases 1159 to 5820 code for a protein of 1553 amino acids. The transcript has 22 exons. The record is from RefSeq and is a predicted model, not a curated record. Gene Ontology annotation, molecular function: guanyl-nucleotide exchange factor activity.
GGUAGUCGCGAGAACGGCGUGCGUAUCGCGUGUCAGUUAUAUCGCGGCAGUGAUCGCCGCCGGGCGCACGCGUAAUGUUCUUCCGCGAAUCUUCGUCAAUCAGUGAAACAAGUCGUGUGUAGAAUCGAAAAAUGUGUCGUGAACAUGUCGCGUUUUCGCGCGUUUAAUUGACCUGAUAUUAUUUCGUUUCGUAUCGCGGUGCUUCUCGCGUCGACAAAGUGACGCUUGUCGACGUUAUCGCGCGUAUCAGCGUCGCAGGAGAAUCGUACGAACUGUACAUUGAAUUAUGCAAGGAUACACACGGUCGUUCGUCGAGUAUAAACUCUUCCGGAGAGUAAUAAACGCGAAUGUUAUGAUCAUUUCCAACUCUAUUGCGAUGUGAAGCACGUGGAAAUAAAGACACGAGAAGCAAGGAUCGCGCGUAAAUUUGCUUGUCCGAGGACAAAGGAUUAGUCUCUGUCGCAUCAAUUAUUGUUUUUGCGCGAGUUUUUGUCUUUGUGUGUCUUGUAUCGAUUGUGUAUCCCGCUCGCGAAGCAAGCUUCGAUCGAAAACAAACAUUAUGAAUAUCGUACGAGUGAGCGAAUGUCUCGAUCUCGACAUGACAACAGUGGGCAAAUUUUCCGGUAUCAACAUGAAGUUUGUUGUCAAUGACACACGUUUCAAAGGCUGAUCGGCGAUGCGUGAUGAAAACGUAGAUCAUUUCAAGCGUAAUUUGUGAUUCGCAACGGCGUGUACACGACGAUCCUGUCUGGUAAACUCGAUAUCAACAAGCGAGAUUAUAGUUGUCAUCUAGUUAACUGUCAUUUUUCUGAUUCGCGAGUCGCUUCGUGGAUCGCGUGACAUCUACGCGGGAUUUCGAUGCGCGCGAUUUGCAUCUCGACGUAAUCGUGACGUAACCGGCGCGUUUAUCGAUCGACGAUCUCGUUCUCGUGUGAAAGUCAGUGUCCUUGCAAUUUCGAUUCUCGUAACCGCGUUCAACGUCAAGUGACGUUGACCGUCCGCGAUGCCGUGAAUUUUCGACCGUCAAACAUUCAUAAAUACUCGAUUCGCGAGUGGUGCCACGAACAUUGUCCUCGACAUUUUGUGGAAAGAGGAUCGCCAGCUUCUAAGUCGGCAGGAGUGUUCGAGACAACGGCGCCGAUCAUCAUCGCCAUCGCCAUGGCUUACGUGCUGUGGCGAGUAUUUAUGAAAAAAUAUUGCAAAGUAAGAUUGGGUAUCAGGAAUGCGCCGGAUCGUGGAGAUUUCGCUUCCCUGGUCCGGAACUUGCUCGGACCGAUUUAUGGCGAUAGUGUUAUGGAUUUACUGAUAAGACAAGCACGGGAUAUCCUGGUUUGCGCUUAUCAUGGUAACUUGGAGAAUUUUGUCCGGGCUUAUCUGUCACCUGCUGCAGCCUUACUAGCGGAAAUCAAGAGUAUAGUCUCCGAAACGGGAAACGAGGCGGUGGUGCCCGAAGGCUGGCCCCUAACGUUAGGCGGCAGUGGUCUGAUCCUGCAUCUGGGUGAGCUCGAAGCGUCCGCGCUGCGUCUCGGGGAAUGUUACCUCUGCGUACGCAGCGUGUCUGCUGCAACUACAACUGCAACCACCUCGUCGGUCAACGGCGUUAAGACUGCCGGUAAAGCCGCCGAGCAAAAUACCGUUGAGAUAGCAGUAGUCUGGCGAACUACGUCGAUGAGGGCUCCGGGGAUCUUAGGUUGGGAUCGUGAGGACGAGUUCAUGGACUGGCGAGAAUUGAUGAACAAGGGUCAGCCGAACUCGUCAGCAAGCACGGCGAGCUCGAGUCUCGGCGGGGCGCAAUCCUCUGGCGCGAUGAAGGCCACCGGUCGUCCGCGACGAAGAUCGCGCGAGGAUGCGCGUCCAAGGACACGCGAGACCAGCAGCGUCGAGCAUCGUCGAGAGGAGGCCAGAUCGAUCGACAGGCUCGAGCACCAAUCUUGUCGUGAGAAUCUCACGAUCAGCAAGUCCGGUCAUACCAACACGGUGAUGAAGUCCAAGUCCGCAUCCAGCGUCGACGCUUGGAAGGAGGAUCUCGAUGGCAAACUCGAUCGAGGUUCAAGUUGCAGGGCGCAUUCCAAGAACUCCUCUAGUCCCAGUGGCGGCGACGAGGGCCGCGUCAAAGUGAAGCGGUGCGCCAAUGUCGUCUCCUCUACGGCGAUGGAAAAAUGGAAGGAGAGCAGCAGGUGCGAAACGCGCAGCAGAUCGAUCGCACCGAAAGAUCUGAAGAGCCCGUUGCAGUUUGAAGAAAGCAUUAUGUGGCAAAACAGCGGCGCUAAUGAUUCGCCGAAGGGUCUCGAGGACAGAUUACGGAACGUAGGUGGUCCGGGUGAUGUCACUGAUGAGGAUUUGCCGGCGUACAUAGGCAGUCUCCUUGUCACCGUCGAGAGAAAGAUCGAGAGGGUCUCGCUCGACGAUAUGACGUUCCCUUGUCCGGCGUGUAGAAACAUAGACACGGACGAUCCGCUCUUAGGAUGCAAAUGCGCUGGCGACGAUUGCGGUUGUGGCAUCGGCGAGGAUAACUGUGACUGCUCUUCCUCCGUAUCCUUCUUGCGGAAAGAACAAUCCGCGAAGAGCUUCGAAGUGGCAGGAAUCAAGCAUAUCGAUAGUGACGACGAGGAGGAAGUGCGGAUGGGAUUUGGAACCAAAAAGCGAAUCGACGAAGUAGCAUUACCGAGGACUAUUCACGACUUGCCGGAACGCGUUCUCACAUGUGGCCUGUCACUUCCCGGAUACAUAGACGUCGUCGGGAGACCGGUUAUCGAAUUCGAGGACAACGUUUCCACAAGGGAAGAUCUCUCCGUUAGAGAGACAUCGUCUUUUCUGCUCUAUCUCGCUCGUCUACCCAGCGCUGAACGCACGAAAGAUGGCUUCACUAUUUUCAUCCUCAGUGAUUCUAAGGAGAGUCUCGAGUUUAUGGACAAAAUGCUGGUUUUACUUCAGGGCAAAAUCAAUGUGGCGCAGACUCUCGUGUUUCGGAAUGCUGUGUCAACGCAUGGACCGAUCGAUUCUCUCUUACCUCUCAGUAACGUCCAGACUGUCGUCGUGAAUGAUGCCACUCUCGCCAAAUAUAUUUCCAGGCGAGAAGAAAAUCACGAUCAGAUGCAAUGGAUCGCUUUUUACAAGGAGUACGACAGCCUCAUGACGGAGUGGCAAUCGGCUGGUCGCAGGUUGGCCCUCGAAAUGUCGGAGUUGAAGGAAUGUGCGAGUCUAUCUGGCACUUUGACGCCUCUCGGUCGGCUCCUCACGGACCCCACAUUGAGAAGAACGUCUAGAGAUGCCGAAGAAGCUAUCGCCGCGCUCGAGGAACGCGCGGCCCCGCUUUUGCACAUCGAGCACGUUAGAUUGUCGGUGAAACGAGCCCACAGAUUGGUGGAGGAGGUGGGUAAAGCCGCCACCAGGCUGGAGUCUUCGUUCGAGUCGCGACGCGCGACUAUUCGCAAUCUCGCGGUUCUACGGAGCAUCGAGGAUCAGGCGCACGAGAUACUGUCCUGGCUUUGCAAAAAAGGCGAAGACAUCCUGUCCAAGCACGCACAACACACAACGACGAACAUAGCGUCAGCGCGGCUUCACGAACGCGAAUUCGAGAAAUUUUAUUUCACGUCGAUGAGACACCUGGACAAAGGAAGCGAUCUUGCUGAGGCGGCGAGCGCGAGCGGACUUCGCGAGCUCGCGAGAUCCUUAAAGCAGCAUCUACGAGGAUUCGGCUCCCGCUUGGAAGAUAGACGGGAAUAUUUGGAGGACACAUCGAGAUGCUGUCUCCUUCAGGAUCGCGCCUACGAAUGGGCGCAGGAAGCUCGUCUGGCAAGCGAGAGGAGAUCCCAGCAAUUCCUGAUGGCGAGGCCACCUCUGCCACCCGAACACUUCACCGAGAUGAUGGCUCUGGCGGAGAAGCUCGGUAAUGAAGUCCUUUUAGAGCAAUGUCGUAUCGCGCGAAACAAGUGCGCGGAAGCCCUUGAGAUCGCUAGGACUACAUCCGCCCCGGGAAGUCCCGCGAGAAGAAGAUCCUUCGCUGCUUCCGAGUCAACCUCCUGGGAUGAUACUUUAGCAAAAAGGACAUCGUGGGAUGAUAGCGACAGCAGCGCUUCUUACGCUUGUCCGAUGGAAAGUGUCGGAUCAGCCGGCAGCGGUGGUCGUCCGGUUCUGGACAACAUUGCUGAACUUCGAGAGAGUGCUGAACAACUUUUGGAUUGCUCGCCACCACGAACUCCUCCGCGAAGUCCGGCUCCAAGAAGGCUAGUUAAGCCACCGGUGAAUUCGCAUCUUCACAGAUCAGCCAGCAUCGCGCCAGGAAUGAAGGCAAAAAAAACAAUACUGCUCAUAAUGAGGGAGAUGAUACAGACUGAACGAGACUACGUGAAGUCACUCGAGUACAUAAUAGAGAACUAUAUCCCGGAACUCGUGCGAGAGGACAUUCCGCAGGCUCUUAGAGGACAGAGAAACGUAAUCUUCGGGAAUGUUGAGAAGAUAUACGAAUUUCACAGUCAACACUUUUUACGCGAACUGGAGCAAUGCGAGCAAUCGCCUAUGCUUGUGGGACAAUGUUUUCUCAGACAUGAGAAAAAAUUUUACCUUUACGCCUUGUAUAAUAAAAAUAAACCAAAUUCGGAUUCAUUGAUGGCGGAAUACGGCACGAGCUUCUUUAAACAAAAGCAAUUAGAGUUGGGGGAUAAAAUGGACUUGGCUAGCUAUUUAUUGAAACCAGUCCAACGGAUGGGAAAAUAUGCUUUGCUACUUCAGCAGCUAGUUAAAGCCGGCACAGAUUUAUCGGAACAAUUGUCUGGCAAAGAAGAAAAGGAGGAAAAGGAAGAUAAUAUGAAGCCGAUAGUCGAAGGUGAAGCGGAUUUAAGGGCUGCCGAACAAAUGGUUCGAUUUCAACUUCGACAUGGAAACGAUCUUUUGGCAAUGGACUCGCUUCGCGAUUGCGACGUAAAUGUAAAAGAACAAGGAAGAUUAUUGCGACAAAACGAAUUUUUAGUCUGGCAAGGAAAAGGCAAGAAAUGUCUGCGACAAGUCUUUUUGUUCGAAGAUCUUAUACUUUUCAGUAAGGCAAGAAGAUUCCCUGAUAGAAAGAACCUUGAUAUUUACAUCUAUAAACAUAGCAUUAAAACGACGGACAUUGGUUUGACUGCUGUUAUUGCGGAUUCGCCCACAAAAUUCGAGAUUUGGUUCCGUAAGAGAAAACCAGGCGAUACGUAUACAUUGCAGUGCGCGAGUGAAGACAUUAAGAAAGCCUGGACCGAGGAGCUUAGCAACCUUUUGUGGAAACAGGCGCUUAGAAACAGAGAAGUGCGCCUGGCAGAGAUGUCGAGCAUGGGUAUUGGGAAUAAGCCGUGUUUAGAUAUAAGGCCUAGCGCAGAUCAGAUUAACGAUCGUUCUAUCAGCGUAGCUCAACUCUCUAAGACACCCAGAUUUAGAAACUCUAUAGCGGUGUCAAUGGCGGAAGACUCCAAUCGUUGCAGCAGAAGGCCACACAGCGUAAUUUCCGUUAGUUCGUCUUCGAGCAGUGGUGGAAGUAGCGGCCCACCUACGACGCUUAAUCUUGGAUUAGAUACGAGUCCACGACCGCAUCAUCGUAGCACCACACUGAACAGCCAGUGUAGCGUUGAAAGUGGUAUUAUCGCUGAUAUCUCAAUCGUGUCGGAUGAUGGGGGUGACGGUACCGAAAGAAGUCCUUGGAAUUCAACCUUGGAGAGUCCUACGUCUUUACCUACGACCUCGACCCCUUUGCAAUCGCCAACUAGCGGAACGGCGGCGACGGUUACUCCCGUAUCUUCGACAGACGCGAAUCUCACAUCUUAUGAUCAAGACAUGUCUAUUAAUCUAUGAACCUUUCUCAAUAUACAGAGAAUAUCGCGAAAACGCGAAUCUAUAAUUGAUUCACUUGCAAGUUUGUGUUACGAUUACAGAGAUGUGACACAUUUAUUUGUCGCGACAUAUUUAAUUAAAUAUUAUGAGAUAAUAUCGUCGCACGCAUCACUCUAUCGAAUCAUCCAUCACAUUCUUGUGCAACUUAUAUAGUUUAAUGCGAGGUGAUGGUCAAAAUAUAAACUCGCAUGCAAUCUGAUAAGUCGCUGCGCUUAACAUGUGUGCCCAGCUAUGGAACUUGUAAUCGUAUUACAUAUAAAUGUAGAUUCUCUUAUCCUAUAGCUACAGAAAUGGUACUGAAUUUUAACAUUUAACUUUCAAGUGAAUCUGUCUCUGUAAAUUUAUUUUUUGAUACGCUUCGAAAUUCACAGGUCGUAUAACUAUUGAGCUAUUACUUGUGAAGCUUAUUGAUAACUGGUUUCCGAAGUAAUAGCAACAUGUAUUUUCUAAUUCCGUCUCAUUAAUUUUAUCGACGUGCUCAAGACACGAUGCUAGAUAGAUAUGUUCUAUCAAAUGUAUGAUUAUAUCGAGGUAUGCUAUAGUACCAUAAAUGAUAUGCACUGGUCGCUACUCUCAUUUACAUUGGCAUUCCUGAUUACAGCGGUGGAAAAUUUUGUGAAUCUUCCCCGAUAACUUAUGACAAUUUUAUAUACUUUUAUUUAUAUAUAUUAUAGUUGAUAAAUAUAAUAUUUUAACUCCACAUUGUGUUCGCGCUUACUGUAUUAAGGAAAAUAUAUAAUCUUAGUGAUGCGCGAAUCGUAUAGUAUAGAAAAAUUGGAGAAAAUAUAUAUUUUCCUUAAUUAUCAUGCUAUCUCAAUGAUGAAUCUAACAAGUUUUGAUUGUGAAUUAUAUGUUCAGGAAUGUGUGUCAAAUCUAUGCGCACAUAUACAUACUAAUUUGUAAUAUAAUGUAAUAUCAAAGGUUUAUACAAUGUAUAGCCACAAGUAAUAUAACCAAUAGUCUCUAUAUAUUAUUUCCAGAUUAUAUAUAUAAAAUAUUAUAUAUUCUUUUUAUGUCAGUCAUUUGUAAAAUCUUCUAUUAUCCAUCAUAAAUGUAAAAUUAACUCUGGCCUGUACUCAAAAGCCAAAUUUCUGUUAGAGAGUACUUUCAAUUAUGUUUAAAGAAUAAAAUUAUUUUAAUAUAUGUGUGGAUAAAUGUUUUGGAACAGCUUAGAAUCAAUUAAAAUGGUAAGCUUGCCUUAAGACAAUCCACACUCCAUAUUCCAAUGUCUUUAUUAAUAAAUCGAUUAGUUCAACUAUGCAGAAUCGCUCUUGACUUAUCUGCAAUAAUGGUUAACCAGAGAGAUAUCCUCCUUGUAAGUAUAAUACAUGUUAUUGUUAAAAACAAGUAUAUAAUAAACUUACAAUUUUAAGCAAUUUUAGACGAAAUUAUAUUCCAUGAAGGAAAAAAAUGAGAUCAAUUUUGUAAAUCUUUAUAGUAAUCAUCUAAUUCUUUUAAUUUGAGUAAAUGCGACAUUCAAAUAAUAGCUGUUUGCCAAUAUGUGAUUCUGCAUUGUUACACUGCUUCCAAGUAAGUCGAUUAAUUAGCCAUCCAUAUUGCCAAGGUCUGUCAAGGUAUUGUAAGUAUACCUUAUACAUACUGACCAAACUGUUUAUUUCAUAUUAUUAUCUUUUGUGCGAGGACAAAAAUCUCAAGUAUUUAGAAAUGUAGCUGUAGAUCAUAGAGUGUUACAAAGAAUUUUGGCACAGUCCAAUGCACCCUAUUUUAUUAUAAAUUAUAUUUGAUCGCGGUUUUAUAAUAAUUUUCAAUCAGAAGUAAAUUAAUUGCGUUUAUACAUGAGUUUAAAUUAUGAAUAUGCCAUAUAUCGGUGCACUUGACUGAGCAUCCCAAUCUUCGAAAGUAAAAUUAAACAAAAGAAAGUAAAUAAUUUCUAUUUUCCACAAAUCUGUGAAUGUAUGUUUAGUGUUGCUUUUGAAUGGAGGGAUGUUGGAAUAACAAUAACAACAUAGUACCUUAUAAGAAAAUAUGCCGAUAGUCACUUAAAAUAUUAUACACGUUUUUAGAUAUUUAUUAAUAUUUUUUUAAGUAAAACACUCUUUAGUCUUUAGAAUUAAAUAUUUCCAUUUUGAAUAAAAUGUAUAUAUUACAUUUGAUAAUAUAAUACCAUUAUUUCAGUAUUGUACUGUUGUCUAACACCGAUGUAUUUUGUUACUUGCUAAAUAUACUGUAUUGGGUGCCUUUUGUAGAGAAUUCAAA